Messenger RNA from Hordeum vulgare subsp. vulgare (domesticated barley), 1416 nucleotides. RefSeq names its product inorganic pyrophosphatase 1-like. Lineage: Eukaryota; Viridiplantae; Streptophyta; Magnoliopsida; Poales; Poaceae. The transcript has a single exon. Bases 228 to 1052 code for a protein of 274 amino acids. Gene Ontology annotation, molecular function: phosphatase activity. The record is from RefSeq and is a predicted model, not a curated record.
CGCGCGCGUUCCGGAAAGGCGCCGGAGCAAGUCCGAUCCGACGCCGGCCCCUAUUCUUAGGCAUCUGGUAAUAUUCCAUCGGCAUCUUCCCGCCUCCUGGGCAACUAUAUAGUUCCGCACCCGCCUCCACACCCUUUCAUCGUCAAAAGCCUCAACGCACACGCACGCACAGCACACGCACACAAGUCCCAACUCGCAGGUCAAGUCCAAGAAGAAGGACCGUCGAGAUGGCCGGCGUCGUGGUGGUGUUCGACUUCGACAAGACCAUCAUCGACGUCGACAGCGACAACUGGGUCGUCGACGGCCUGGGCGCCACCGAGCUCUUCGACCGCCUGCUGCCCACCAUGCCGUGGAACACCCUCAUCGACACCGUUAUGGGGGAGCUGCACGCGCAGGGCAAGACCCUCCGCGACGUCGCCGACGUGCUCCGGGCCGCGCCCAUCGACCCGCACGUCGUCGCCGCCAUCAGGGCCGCCUACAGCCUCGGCUGCGACCUCAGGGUCCUCAGCGACGCCAACCGCUUCUUCAUCGAGGCCGUCCUCGACCACCACGGCCUCCGGGGCUACUUCUCCGAGAUCAACACCAACCCCAGCCGCGUCGACGCCGACGGCCGCCUCCGCAUCGCGCCGCACCACGACUUCCACGCCGGCCCGCACGGCUGCGGCCUCGGCACCUGCCCGCCCAACAUGUGCAAGGGCCAGGUGCUCGACCGCAUCCGCGCCUCCUCCGCCACGGCGGACGGCACGAAACGCUUCAUCUACCUCGGCGACGGGCGCGGCGACUACUGCCCGUCGCUGCGGCUCGCCAGGGAGGACUUCAUGAUGCCGCGCAAGGGAUUCCCCGUGUGGGAGCUCAUCUGCGAGAACCCGGGACUGCUCCAGGCCGAGGUGCACCCAUGGAGCGACGGCAAGGACAUGGAGGAGACGCUGCUGCGGCUCAUCAGCCGGGUGCUCGUCGAGGAGAGCCAGCUGCUGCCGCUCGACUGCAAGCUCGAGUCGCUGCCGGUGGCCGUCCAGGACGGCAUGCCCAUGCCGCUCGGCGUCAAGAACUGAUCCAUCCAUCCAUCCAUCCAUCCAUCCAUCCGUGCUUCAUUACGAUUAAUUUGGGGAUUCUGUAUCUGAUAUAUCUUCUGAUUCUGAUUUGCUUGCCUGAUUAGCUGGUGUGUACGAGUUUGGGUAGGCCGUUGCAGGAAACUAAUUAAGGGUGAGGUGUUGGAGCGCCAAUGGCGAACUCGAUAAUAAUGUAUGAGGCUUGCAGUAUUAGCUAGUGUAGCAGUAUUAUUGACUAAUUUGUGAGUAGAGUAUCUUCGUUGGGCCGCCUGGCAAUGGUGAAGGCUCGCUGUAUCCCAUCUAUCUAUGGAUUGACAAAAAGAAUAAGUACAUGAGUUGAUCUCUGACGAAAGUCAAUUUCGGUCGA